GUUGCUGCUGUUGUUAUGUCGCAUGUUGCUGCCGUCUGGUUGCUGUUGACUGGUUUCUGUUGGCUGGUUUCUGUUGGCCAAAACGGCAACGGGCCCGUCAGUGCAGCGGCGACUCUUGAACGCAACAACAAUAACAAUAACAAGAAGAAGUCGGAAAAACAGCAACAAGAAGGGGAGCAGCAGCUACAACAUCCAAUUUGGAAGCCACAUAUAUCCCAAGGAGCCUUAUAUUGCCAUCUCGACCAGCAAAAAGCCGCCAAAAUGCUUCCGUUCCGGCGUGGAGCGGCUUGGCAAAUGCUCUUCCUUCUCUGCGCACUCGCCUAUUGCAUUAAUGAGGCCAGCAGCGAGGGUCGCGUCGUCUGUUACUACACAAACUGGAGUGUCUACCGUCCCGGAACAGCAAAAUUCAAUCCACAGAACAUCAAUCCAUACCUGUGUACACAUCUGGUGUACGCAUUUGGUGGAUUCACGAAGGACAACCAAAUGAAGCCCUUCGACAAGUACCAGGACAUUGAGCAGGGUGGGUAUGCUAAGUUCACCGGACUGAAGACCUACAACAAGCAGCUAAAGACCAUGAUUGCUAUCGGAGGCUGGAACGAGGCUAGUUCUCGCUUCUCCCCCCUGGUGGCCAGUCCGGAUCGUCGACAGCAGUUCAUCAAAAAUAUCCUGAAGUUCCUGCGCCAAAACCACUUCGACGGUAUCGACCUCGACUGGGAGUACCCCGCCCACCGCGAAGGCGGCAAGUCCCGGGACCGCGACAACUACGCCCAAUUCGUCCAGGAGCUUCGAGCCGAAUUCGAGCGGGAGGCGGAGAAGACGGGACGGACACGUCUCCUCCUGACCAUGGCCGUGCCCGCCGGCAUAGAAUACAUCGAUAAGGGCUAUGAUGUGCCAAAGCUGAACAAGUACCUCGACUGGUUCAACGUCCUCACCUAUGAUUUUCACUCCUCCCACGAGCCCUCCGUCAACCACCAUGCUCCUCUAUAUUCCCUGGAGGAGGACUCCGAGUAUAACUACGAUGCCGAGUUGAAUAUUGACUACUCCAUCAAGUACUACCUGAAAGCUGGAGCAGACAGAGACAAGCUGGUGUUGGGAAUUCCCACCUAUGGUCGAUCCUAUACGUUGAUCAACGAGGAGAGCACCGAGCUGGGUGCUCCUUCCGAGGGUCCUGGAGAGCAGGGGGACGCGACCCGCGAAAAGGGUUACUUGGCCUAUUAUGAAAUCUGUCAGACGCUCAAGGACGAUCCCGAGUGGACGGUGGUACAACCAAACGCCAAUGUCAUGGGUCCCUAUGCCUUCAGGAGGAACCAGUGGGUGGGCUACGAUGACGAGGCUAUUGUGCGCAAGAAGGCCGAGUACGUAGUGGCCCAAGGCCUGGGCGGAAUUAUGUUCUGGGCUAUUGAUAACGACGAUUUCCGGGGAACCUGUAAUGGAAAGCCCUACCCACUGAUUGAGGCAGCCAAGGAGGCCAUGGUCGAGGCAUUGGGUCUGGGCAUCAACGAGGUGGCCAAGCCGAGUGGACCUCAAAAACCAUCGCGAUCCCGUAGCCGCGAUAAUGGAAGCACCAGAAAUCGCUUGAACGGAAAACCAGAGAAUACAUCGACGUCAGUGCGACCCGCUAAUGGGGCCCGACGUCCGGCUGUCUCCAGAACCACCCAAUCCCCGCCCCCCAGCACAACCUUCAAGCUGACUGAUGCCGAGGGUUCGUCCCUAUAUAUCGGAGGUAGGGCGUCCACCACUCCGCCUCCGCCUACCACCCCAGACCCAGGCUCGGACUUCAAGUGCGAGGAAGAGGGCUUCUUCCAGCACCCUAGGGACUGCAAGAAGUAUUACUGGUGUUUAGACAGUGGUCCUUCCGGCCUUGGAAUCGUAGCCCAUAUGUUCACCUGCCCGUCGGGACUGUACUUUAAUCCUGCAGCUGAUUCGUGUGACUUUGCUAGGAAUGUACCCUGCAAGACUAAAAAAUCCACUACAGUCGCUCCUUUGACUUCCACCACCACGACCACGACCACCACUGCCCGUUCUAAUCGAGUGACAGCGGCUCCGACCGCUCGCCCUGUGUACCCACGGACCAGCAGCACCAGCACUAGUACAACGACCACUACAACCACUCCGGAGCCAGUGGAGGACCUGGAGUACGAGGAGGAUACGGAUGAACAAUCGCCCAACAAGUCACACGACGGAGAGGAGGAUCCUCAGGUAAUCAAGGAGCUGAUUGAUCUGAUACGUAAAGUGGGAGGAGUGGAGCAAUUGGAAAAGCACCUCCUGCGCAACAAGGACGGCUCUAUUACACUAAAGGAGAACUCCGCCAACGGGGCAGUAACCACGCCCUCGACGAUCAGCAAAUCCUUGUAUGACCGAGUGCUGAGUCGCCCCGGAACUUUGAGCUCCUUAACACGUAACCGUUUGAAAAUCGCCGAGGCGUCGGGCACUGAAGCAACAACGAGCACCAGUGUGUCUGCCGGCAACACCUACUCCAAGUACUCCUCGGUUUUGAGAGGCAACAGUCGCCAGGGUCCUCAAAACGAGGGAAUCGAUAAGCUGGCUGAGUUCGAUGGUUUUCUCAAAGAACGCAAGCAAUAUGUGACCAUCAAUCGCCAGCGAUCCCCCAACCAGGGCGAUGCUGAGGAGCACAGCCAACACGAGGAAGAGGACGAGGAAAAUGAGCAGGUGGAGACAACCACACGCCGUGCUUUAAGCUCCGUAACUCCGUCGUAUACCAGUCUUCGGCGAACAAGACCCACCACAAUGGCACCAUUGGUAGGAGAGUCCUCCAAACAGGAGGAGGAGGAGGAAGAGGUGGUGGAGAAGAACAGCAGGUCCCAGCAGCAGGUCAAAUCCUAUGCCACCUUAAACCGUGCAAGAGAACGGACCACCACAGGACCAGGCACCACCACUACGGAAGCCACCGAAGCAGUACCUAGUUCAACCACAACUCGUUACAAAUACUUCGAGCGAACACGACCUACAAAAGCGGCCACUUUGGAAGCUUCCAAGGACUCGGAAGAGCCUGCUGACCAAGAAGACGAGGAGGAGGAGUACGAGGAGGAGAACAUUACGGUACAGAGAAAACAAAGCACAAACACACGUAAAUAUGCGAGCAUAGGCCGCAGAAGUACAACAACCACAGCAACACCAGAAACAACAACCACCUCAGGCACAGAGACCGCCAAGGCCAACAACAACAACAUCCACUACAACAGCAACAACAACAAGAACAGCCAAGCGAAACAGAAUAACAUAAUACCAACAACAGUAACAGAAGAAAGCAGCACCACAGCACUCCCUACACCAACCAGCACCAAUCAAGAGCCCGAAACAACCACAGAAACAAACACUAACGAAACCACUGAACCAAAUGAUAGAUCCUCAACCACAACCACCACUAACAACCCAUCUACCACAUUCACAUCUACACCCACACCAAGUCUAGCAACCACUACCCCAACAACAACAAUUCCUGGCGUCGACUCGGAAAGUUCGGCCGACGGGUCGCCUAACCCCCUUAUCCCCGAAUCCCCUGACUUAGCACCUCCAACAACCACCACGGAACCCGAACUGGCCACGACAACGACCACCACACCGAAGACAACAACACCAGUAACGACGACGUCGACAGGGAUCCACAGUGAACUGAAUAACGACAUUGACAACGAUAACGACAGUGAUGACAGUGAGGUAACGAAACCCAAGACACAGUAUAAGUAUGCAACUACCAAUCGGAGGCGCAUAACUAAUACCACAGCAACGAGAACAACAAAUACAACUGCAAACAACAACAAUUCUGAAGCUGCGAACGAUGCUAGUCCAAGAAACGGUUUGAGUAGUUUUAAUAAAAUUAGAGCCUCCAUUAAUACCAACCCGGGCAGAAGGCCACCCCAAACCCAACCCGAACAUACAACCAUCGAACCGAAUUCCUCUGCCAGCCUGAGCAGUGUUUCUAGUCCCCGACCCUUUGGUUAUCCCCGACGUCGCACACGACCUAGUAGUAGCAUCCCCACCACCACCACCAACCAAUCUGAUAACAAUAACAGUACCGAUAACGAUAAUACAAACGAAACUGAUGCCGUUGCCAGUGUAGUGAAGAAGACGCGACCAUCCCCAGGGGAUAGGCCCAAGAACCGUUAUCAGCUGAGCCGCACCAGAGGCAUCGGCAGCACAACCACCAGCACCACUACCCAAGCUCCUUCCUCGACGAACGCCAGACGUUUGGCCUUCGGGGCUCGCCAGCGCGCCCAGGUAACUAAACUAACCCUAGUCGAUCAGCAGACUGACGAGACGGAGGCCAAAGGCAGGCCUGGCCAGACAGAAGAUGCUCGAGAAGACCAGGACGAAGAGGCCAGUGAGGACGAAGCCACCGAAACGACCACCACCACUACUAGCAGGCCGACGCCAAAGCGCAUUCGAGUGCUGAAAUUCCGCAGACCCCUAAACAAUACCAAUAGCAUCGCCUUAGACAGUCUCCCUAAUAGCGUCACUGACACCAACUCCCCACAAACAUUCGACACAGCCACAGUCACUUCACCACCCACAGACACAUCCACAAGCACCGUAAGCGCCACUGGUACCAAACGAUUCCGGAAAGUGGUUCGAAAACUUAGGCCCGUCGACUCUAGCACGGCUUCUAGUGCGGCGGAGUCGAAUGCUGAGGAAACCACCCGCAAGCCUUUUAUCCCCAGCAAUCGAUUAAAAACUCUGUCUCAAAGAGAACAGGAACAAGAGGUCUCAGAUCUGCAGAGGCUAAGGGACAAGGUCAAGGCCGAGCAGGCCCGUGGAGAGGGGGAGCAAGGGGUAAUUAACGAUCGCCUGAAAAAACUACUCGCUGAGAAGUUGGAAAAGCCGCGUCAGGAGUUGCCAGGAGAACAAGCAGAGGAGACGCCUACUUCACCGCGACCCUUUUUUAAGCGGAAAUUGGUGGCUAGACGGCCCUACACUCCCCCGUCGGGAGGUGGGGCAGUGGCGACUACUAAGGCGCCAAUUAACUUUAGCACUACCCGGCCCACGUCCAAAUUUGUGAGGCGCAAGAAUGGCCGAUUUGACCCCUUCAACUCGAACGUGCGUCAGCGCGGAGAGGGCUUCGUGCGAAGCGACCCGCGUGGAGCUAGACUGCCGGGCACUGAGCGCUUCAAGUCCCAGAGCGGCGAUCAAGAUGACGAGAACGAGGACCAAGAGGAGGAGCUGAAGGCGCAAUACGAGCAGCCUCUGCAAAACCAACUGGGUGGCGGUAUUUUGAGAAGACCUUUUGUGCCUAAGGACAAGCUGUCCGUCAAGCUACAGGCUCAUGAGAAUAGCAACGAAAAUAGCGAGGAAGAAGAGGACGAUGACGAGGAAGAUGAUUCUGAGGAGGACGACGAAGAAGAAGAUGAGACACCGGAGAAGCCCUUCGAUGGAGAAGAAGAAAAGCCCAAGCAGGACACCAAGCCCAAAUUCAAUUCGCCCUACAAGCCUAAGGACAAUCGUGCUCCACCUGGCAGUAGACCUACCUUUGGAGUCACUGGAAUUGGGGCCACUGGGCCCUCAGCUAGCGGAGGCGGAAAUGUCCCAUUUAACCCGCGCAACCGCCCAUCGUCCAGCACCACCAAUGCCAGCGGACCAACCAACCGCUUCGGCACCACCAAGCGACCUCGAGUGGUUAACCGACCCCCGGGAGUCGCUUCCCCCAAUCUGACAAUCAAGCCAGUGGCAAGCGACUACGAGCGUACCACCCCCCUUACGCCCCUCAAGCCGGCACCCUUCAUUCCCAGUAAUACAAGGAGUUAUGAGCGGAAAUAUACCGGACCCUCGACCGAGGCGGCCGAAACGGCCAGCGAAAACUCACUGAUCGAAGAUUUAAAUAUCGACGCAUUGAAUGCCAGAAACAAAAAGAUUUUUGAUAUACAUAGCAAGAAGCACACCACGCUGAAGCAAAAGGUCCCAAGGCCGGAGAAUGGUGCUGCGACUGGGUUCGGAUUAGAAUUAGAAUCGGAAGUGGAGAGUGGAACAGAGGUGACCACGCCGGUAGAGGAGGAGACCACUGAAGAGCAAGGCUUUGUGACCACCACACCCAGUACACCAGAACCUCAACCACCAGCACCACCCAGCACCACACAAUCAGACACACAGGCAAACCCAGCCACCACCAUUACACCAGAAACUGAAACUGAAACCGAAACUGUACCCGAAACUGAACCCGUCACAGAAACAAAAAUAGAAACAGUUACCGAAAUAGAUACAGAAACUGAAACAGCGAUCAAUGCUAAUGAAGCCACUUCCGUCAAUUCACAGGACCUCCCCAGUUCAACGCUGUUUGGAUCGCCCUCGAGCACCACCCAGGCUCCUCCUCCGGCCACCACUCUGCUGCAUGUGUUCACCCUGUUGGAGGGCGAAUCGGAGGACGAGGCGCAGACCACUACAAGGAAGCCUAUGCCCCUUCUGCUACCCACCAGACAGAUCGAGGUAGUGCCAAAGCACAAGUUUAUUGAGAUUAAUCGCAUCGUCGAGAUCAAUUCUAAGCAGGCCAAGGCUUCUCAGCGCAAGUCAAAGGCCAACCAGGACUUUGGAAUCCUGCGUGUGGAGUCUUUGCCCCACGUGGAGCAGCUAGGCGAAAUUAGUGUGGUGAAAUACGUCCACCUGGUGGACGGCAGCGAUAUUCAGAUCAAUGAUGGCCACAGCACUGUGGCGGACUACACCCCCACGGAACCGACGAUUUUCGAGGCGCGCAACUCGCCGCCUGUGAGAAAUUCCCUACCAGAACUACCGGAGCAGGAAAGAAACGGAAAGUCCUUAUUGCCUGAAGUCAUAAGUGGUGCGUUGGAGACCUCAACCAUUUCCCUGGAGGGUUUGUUUGACUCGGCGCGAAAAGGCAAGCAGCUAAGUGGAAAUAGCUUGUGGAGCGAAGACGGAGUGGAGGGAAUAACCACAAUUAGUCCGGAAAUUACCGACGACCGGAACACCAGUACCACCAAUACCCUGGCAACUAUGGCGCCCGCUUAUGUAAGACCGAUUGUUCCCCUCUUAAGACCCGAAUCCAAUGAGUCCUCGCCCCUGGUUAUCUCGAUAGCCAAUCUUGAUCAGGUAAUACUGAGCAAGGUGCAGAAGUCCCUGAACGAGGCGGAGGACACCACCACUCCUGCCAUAGAAAUCUCCGGCACUGCAACCACCGUGUCGCCGGACUCUAAUUCCGCUUUUUCUGUGCGCCAACACCAGGUGGUGCGGGCACCCUUUGACAUUGACGACAGGGAAUCAACCACCCAAACAACAAUCGACACAUUAGAUAAAGAAGAAGCCGUUGAACAAACCACAAACUUGGUCAUUGAGACAACUAGUGACAGCAUACUAGAUACACCGACUCCGAAAGCCGUUCCUAUUGGAGCGGCUAUUGUGGGUCAGCUUGGUGGGGCGGCAUACACAACCUCAGAGGCAAAAACAGUGAUCAGCAGUGACGCUAUUAGUCAGGGAAAAGAUUUUGGCGCCACAAAUGCAACAACAACAUCUUUAAAAAACGAAAUGGAAAAUAUCAACCCAAACACUGUAACAGAAAACAACAAUAACCAAACAUACCAAACUGUUAAUGGCAAAAGAGUUAGCGAAUCAGUGAGCUUUAGCACCGAAGAACAUGUGGUGCAUCGCAAGAAAAGCGGACGCAAAGGGCGGGGCCGACGCCUGCGCAACCGCAAGACCUCAACCACAACAGCGGCACCCACAACGACCACAGUAGAAACACCCACCACCACAGUGGAUGAGGUUUUCAACGACACCACCACAAUGGUGCCGGAAUAGGUCACAAAAGAACACACAAAAAUAUGAAACACAACAACAUAGUUAGUUAUUUCUAGUCUUAGCCCUUAUCCAGUUUUAUAUCGAGUUCUAAGUUCCCAGAAGAAUUCUUCAGCGAGCUUUUAACCCCUUUAACUAAACUAAAUUCCGAACCGUAGCAAAUUGGCUUCAUUGCUUUUUUCUUCAAAAUCGAACUUAAAAAAUCAAUCUUUUGGCUGCUUUUGUUUCAAAGCGCAUUUUUUCUACAGUGCUGCUGCUUAUUAAAUAUUCUUCUUGUAUAAAUUAUUUUAACUAUUCGUAUUCUUCGAGCUGCCAUACCUAAAUGAACACAAAACAUCUACUCACACACAUAAAAUCACAAACACCCCAUUCAGAUGCGAAGAGUCUUUCUUGGUUCAACAAUUUAAAAAUCGGAAAUAACAUAAAUAAUGAGAAUAUUUAAACGACCCACAGUGGAAAAAUAACUCUUAAUUGCUUUUUAUCAGGCGCAGUUCUUUUUAAAAACUUCCUUUUUCUAUUCCUCUUCUAUCUUUUUAAUUUUCAACUCAUUUUUUUUAUCUUUUCCACUGUUCGAAAACGAAUAUUUUAAGAUUAGCUUUAGUUGUAAAAUAUUUAUGCACAAAAAUAAAAUAAUGAACAAAAUGAAACAACCUA
Messenger RNA from Drosophila ananassae, 8409 nucleotides. RefSeq names its product mucin-5AC (gene Cht6). The record is from RefSeq and is a predicted model, not a curated record. Gene Ontology annotation, biological process: chitin catabolic process; carbohydrate metabolic process. The transcript has 11 exons. Gene Ontology annotation, molecular function: chitin binding; chitinase activity. The coding region runs from base 16 to 7758 and encodes 2580 amino acids. NCBI's taxonomy places the organism in Eukaryota, Metazoa, Arthropoda, Insecta, Diptera, Drosophilidae. Gene Ontology annotation, cellular component: extracellular region.